GCAAGUGCGGUGUGACUCGUGACUGACUCCUCCUCGACCAUCUUUCAGCAGUCAAGCGCCAUGACACCUGGCCAAAUGACUGUGGCGGCAACCUUCUCAUUCAAGAUUCACGGAUUGGCAGCAUCGACAAAAGUCCCAGAGACAGAGAACCCACCGUGUGACGUUGGACCGAGUUUCAUCCUCGUCGUGCCAUCUCAUCGAGUGACACGGCUGCGAAGUAUGUGCGCUAGCUAUGAUAGCUUCGAAGCCGCACGAGCCCUGAGAAGACCUGCAGCGGCGAGAGAGAUCCAGUGGUAUAUGGCUUGCAUGCACAUGUCCGGAAAGCCGAAUUGAUUCGGAAUGUCAAGAUGCUAUAAGAGUCAUGAAUGCAUUCCAGUCGCUGCCAUCACCGACGCACUUGCCUUUACCAAUUUACGCAAAACGUGCGUCACAAAGGUCCAUUACCUGAAGGCACUGUCACUCAUUACGUUGGCAAAGCAGCCUCAA
Ceraceosorus bombacis is the source of this 486-nucleotide messenger RNA. Lineage: Eukaryota; Fungi; Basidiomycota; Exobasidiomycetes; Ceraceosorales; Ceraceosoraceae. The record is from the annotation of a GenBank genome assembly.